AUGAUAGCUCAAAAGAUCGAGAGACAUUUCUCACGAACAGUCCAAGCAUAAAAAUAAUCAAAAAAGAAGAUGAAAUUUGUUGAAUAGGUAUCAUUCAAAUUGAUUUGUGUAUAGUCCGAUAGGUUUUUAUAAGUCAACGAAGACUCUCCAAAGUUAAGUUAGGACAAGGUAGAAACAAAAAAAAACUUGACUUCGAGACACCUUUAAGAAAAUGAGGCUUAAAUUUCUGGUCCGGAGGAGACUUUCUCGAGAGGACAUGAUGCUUAAAAUGAUUCAUAAACUGUCACACCUCUAGCUGUUCCAGAGGUUUAGGAUCUCGAAUAAAUUCCAAGUCUUGAACACAAUCUCUUUCCAGAGUACAAUUCUAAAAAGUAUUAUUUUUCAAAUAACUUCUUCAGUAAAUAGAAAGCGACAAAAAGAAAAGUCCUGCUCAAAAGAUUUAAGUCUCACUAAAAGUCAUUACUCGCAAUGGACAGUAAUACUUCUUUGCCAACAGCAGUGGAUUUACAAUUCGAGAGUCAAUUUUUAGAAAAGAAUGAACCAGACAAUAAAUCAUUUUCAAAUAAUCAAUAACCAGUUCACGAAUCUAAUGAUGAGUCGAAAGAGGGGGAAUUAUUUAAAUAAAUUCAAACUGAAGAUUUUAAUUAACCCAAAAAUAAAAGAACUUAUUACACUGAUAAAUUAAUAAGCUUGAUCAAAGGAGAUUACGUCGAUACAUUUAUGGCGUAAAUGUAUCUCAAUCAUUUUAUUUAAACCUAUGGAAUUCUCAAAAAAUCAAAGUUAUUAAAUUAACCUGAAAGUUAUGAAAUAUUAUAAAAAAUCAACCCCUAAAUAAAUCGAUAAAAGACAUUGGUUAUAGAUUUGGAUGAAACCUUAGUCCAUUGUAAUGAAUCAAAACUUAUGCCAAAAGAUCUAUAAAAGUAAUUAUUUGAAGCAUAUUCAAAUUAGGCCGAAAUUAGUGUUCGACCUUAUGCUCAGCAAUUUCUAUAAAAAAUGGCUAAACACUUUGAAAUUAUGAUAUACACUGCUUCAAAUGAAGAUUAUGCGAAUUAGAUUAUAGAAUAUUUAGAUCCAACCAAAUCGUUGGUGAAGUAUCGUCUCUAUCGAAAUGAUUGCAUAAAUCUCUCAGAAGGAUGUCAUAUAAAAGAUUUAAGGACUUUGAACAGAAAUUUAAAGGAUAUAAUCUUAAUUGAUAAUUCUGCUUAUUCUUUUGCUUACCAAUUGAACAAUGGAAUCCCAAUAAUUCCAUAUCUUGAUAACAAAAAAGAUGAUGAAUUAAUGGAAUUGGAAAAUUACUUGAUGGAAUUACUAAAUGUUGAUGAUGUAAGAAUUGAGAAUGAGAAGAAUUUUCGAUUGUAGCAGAUAUAAAAUAGUAGUUCAAUAUAGCAAGCUGUUAAUUACUUGAUGUGUAAUAGAAAAUGA
This is a messenger RNA of Paramecium tetraurelia, 1422 nucleotides long. RefSeq lists its product as uncharacterized. Gene Ontology annotation, molecular function: phosphoprotein phosphatase activity. NCBI's taxonomy places the organism in Eukaryota, Ciliophora, Oligohymenophorea, Peniculida, Parameciidae. The transcript has 5 exons. The record is from RefSeq and is a predicted model, not a curated record.